Molecule: messenger RNA, 3066 nt
Organism: Rhodofomes roseus
Lineage: Eukaryota; Fungi; Basidiomycota; Agaricomycetes; Polyporales; Fomitopsidaceae
Exons: 5
Coding region: 227-2905 (892 amino acids)
Biological process (GO): protein phosphorylation
Molecular function (GO): protein kinase activity
Source: RefSeq, a predicted model, not a curated record
CUCCCAACCUUCACCUGCGUCCACGCGACGGACUGGAUCACCGCACAGCCACUUCGAGCUUACGAAGACCCGCCUUGCCUACCAUAUUCGUCGGGAAAAAGACAAAGCAGACACCGCCUCUGGGUCUCGACUCACCGACACGCAUCCAUUUCGGGCUUAUAGCAACGGGCUGUACCAAAGAAGGAUACUCCCUUGUGCAUUGUCCCAACGUAUAUAACACACAGCGAUGUCGCCUCGAACGUCCAUGUCCUCGUCUUCUCAGUCCUCUGGGUCCUGCACUGGAGGAUCUAGCGGUUCCUCUGGUUGUCUCGGCAUGCCUUCCUCAUCCGACAUGUACGACACAAUGCACUCUCGUAAAUCUGGCACCGGGACAAGCGAAGUCGAUGAGGACCCUUGGGCGGCCGAAAUUGAUGACAAAGUAAACUUAUUCAACAAGAAUCUGGUCGAGUUUUUCGACGCCUAUGUUCCAUGCGAGGCCGCAUCUCGUGCUGCGCGCCCAUGGGAUGACCCAGCGACCCCUUUCGAAACUGUCCCUACGACAGGAGAGGAGACUAAGAUGUACCCGGAAAUUAUCAAGGGCCUUGACAGCAUCGUUCGAAAAUUUAAGCCCGCGCGCAGACCUCGAUUCGCCGUCGGGAGCAAACGCUCUGUGCGGUUUCCAUACUCGGCUUGGGAAUACGAACACAACUAUACAUUGCCAGACAUUCUCAUGUCGUUUCCGGCCGAGGCGGAUGAAGGAUGGCAGUCGAAGUGGCGUCGGAUCGCAAUGGCCAUCGAAGUGAAGCCGACAAGAGGCGAGGAUCCAAUCGGGGUGUACGGGGUGAAGUACAGCGAUGAGGCAACAGGCGUACUCACGCAGAUCGCAAAGAGUGCGCGGAACCUCAUGCUGACGCAUGGGAUGCUCUACGUGUACAUCAUCGGCAUUUACUGUGACACAGCUAGGAUCUAUCGGUUUGACCAUGCGGCAUGUGUCGUCUCAAGGGCGUUCAACUACAAGAAUGAUCCAUCGCCUCUCCAUGAACUGCUCUGGCGUUUCUGCCACCACCGAGAACACGAUAGGGGUCGAGCCAACGCACCCCUUGUUCGUAUGGUUCUUGGCGCGGAUCCGUCACUUCAGCCCGUCACGGAGGAGGAAGUCGAGCUGGCCGAUGAGAAGUGUGCAGAAGCAGGGAAGGAUCGCCUUACGGAGGAUGAGAAGCAGGCUUGUCGGUGGAUGACGGUCAUAAGGUACAACAAAGACGGCUCGGAGGCAGGGGCGACGAGGUACCUGCUCUACCGACUCCGUUUCAUGAAUCCUCGGCUAUUCUCGCGUUCGACGGCGGUCUGGGACGCAUUCGAGGAAGGGACGUGGGAGCCCCUCGUGAUCAAGGAGGCUUGGAGGCAACUCGCUCGUGACCGUGAAGACGCGCUGUACGAUUGCCUGCGGCAUGCGUUCGACCCUCAAAAUCGACCGUGGUGGGCGAACAUCGCCGAUUACGUUUUCCUGCACCGCAACGACGAGGACAAACCGACGUUGCCGGAUGGCGGUUUCAAACUGGAUGACCAAGGCUGCCCCAUACGCUCGGAAGACUUCGAUGAACUCGAAGCAGAGGCUAAACUCGAUGCUGCUGCCUCAGAGCUGUAUGGGCUUCCGAGCGUGACGUUUUCGGAUGACCUCGGUGCGCGCGAGGCUGCCAAGCUCCUUUCAAAGCAGAGUGAUUCACCACUGGAGGUAAGCGACGACGCCAUAGACGCCCUUGCUAGCGGCGUGGACCACCCGCCUGCGUACGAUGUGUAUCACCGUACGAUCUGUGGCUGGUUAAGAGAUGCGAACAAGGCCAACUACAACGAACGAAGCCACAUGCGGGUCGUGAUGAAGACGACCGGUCGGCCUCUAUGCGAGUUCAGGUCAACAAGAGAGCUUGUGGAGGCACUACGAGACGUUGUUAUUGGGCAUCGACAGUUGUUUCAGCAAGGUAUCAUACACCGGGAUAUAAGUGAAGGCAAUGUCAUGAUCUACGACGGAUGGAUCCAUGUUUUCGUUGGCUUCCUGCUCGAUCUUGAUUACGCCUUUGACUGGAAGACUGCGCUCAAGCACGCGGGCUAUGAACAGAUCGAUGAGAACGCUUGGAAGCAGGCUGUCGAGGAAUACAACAAGAAUUUGCCUCAUCGUACGCGUCCGGCACCGCCGGAGAAGGAGAUACCUCUCCUCUUAUGCAAGAAAGAGGACGGAAAAGACUUGGGCAACGAAGCCGAGCGGGAGGCAUGGAAGAUGAGGAUGAGGAUGAAGGAGCAAACUGGGACUCUGCUUUACAUGGCUAUCGAAAUCCUCUGCAGCUACGUUGCCCACGACAUUCGCCAUGACCUAGAAUCCGUGUUUUGGCUCUUGCUGUGCAUGGUGUUGCGGCACACGCGACAUACUUGCUAUCCGGCCUACCAGCUUUACAUCCGCAUUUUUGGUGCUAGCACCGAUUACGACAGCGCAGAGAAUAAACGAGGGUUCCUCACUGGUCCCAUGGACUGGGAGGUCGAAGGCAACAAGCCACUGACUACUCUCGUUCACAAGUACAAGGUCCUCUGUCUUCGGAACAUACCAUGGGAUGGGGUUUCGAGCAUUACCCCUCUCACCUACGAGAGCGUCUUGGACUUGUUCGAUGAAGCCCUCGCGGAUGCGUCCUGGCCAGAGAAUGACCACGCUCAGGCUCUUCCGUUCAAGAUUCCGCGCGACGGCAAUGACUCUUCUGCAGGCAGCCAGACAAGUCGUGGCAAGAAACGUGCCAGGGAGGAGGAGGCGAGGACUGAUGAUGUGGUCACAGAGCCUGAGGGUGACCCAUCGAGGCUGCCUCAACAUGUGUCGAAGAGAGCAACAGUCAGGAGUCCCUUGGGCAUUGACACAGGCAGUCCCGAGUCGGAAGGCAGUGCUUGAAACUCGGUGGUAUGUUCGCAGCGUCGUGUUGUACGAGUAUCGUGGAGUCGUCUGUUCAACAUUUCAAUCUCAGACAUUUUCACUGAUAUUUAAUCAUGUACCGACUGAUACACGCUUUGAGCUGUCUUUUUGUAGCCUCGGAUUGUAUCUAUCAUAUGCUG